AAAUAUAUGAUCAAUAAGAGAGUAGCGGAUGCCGAUGAAGCGAUCCGCGAUAUUAUAGACGGACAAACGAUUAUGCUUGGAGGUUUCGGACUGUGUGGUAUUCCUGAGCAGUGUAUCGCCGCAUUGGUAAAGAAAGGCGUGAAAGAGCUUACUUGUAUUUCUAACAAUGCAGGUGUAGAUGAUUUCGGAAUUGGCCUGUUACUGAAAACCCGGCAGGUAAAGAAAAUGGUUUCUUCUUAUGUAGGAGAGAACGCAGAAUUUGAGCGCCAGUUGUUGAGUGGGGAAUUAGAAGUUGAACUGAUCCCUCAGGGAACAUUAGCGACCCGCUGUAUGGCGGCUGGUUAUGGCAUGCCUGUAAUUUAUACGCCUGCUGGUGUAGGUACAGAAGUUGCAGAAGGUAAAGAAACCAGAAAUUUUAAUGGAAAGGAUUACCUGAUGGAAUAUGCUUUUGAUGCAGAUUUCGCGAUCGUAAAAGCAUGGAAGGGUGAUACUGCAGGAAAUCUUGUUUUCCGUUCUACAAGCCGCAAUUUUAAUCCGGUCAUGGCUAUGGCAGGUAAAAUUACAAUUGCUGAGGUAGAGGAAUUGGUAGAACCAGGUGAACUUGAUCCGGAUCAUAUUCAUACACCGGGUGUUUAUGUACACCGUAUUUUCCAGGGUUCAGGUUACGAGAAAAGAAUAGAGCAGCGCACAGUAAGACCGCGUAAUUAACCAAUCAAAUAUUUAUGUUAGAUAAGAACGGAAUUGCGAGACGUAUCGCCAAAGAAUUAAAAGAUGGUUACUAUGUGAAUUUAGGAAUUGGUAUUCCUACACUGGUCGCAAAUUAUAUCCCUGAUGGAAUCAAUGUUGUACUGCAAUCCGAAAAUGGUUUGCUGGGUAUGGGCCCUUUUCCUUUUGAAGGUGAAGAGGAUGCUGAUAUGAUCAACGCGGGAAAACAAACAAUUACUACUUUACCUGGUUCUUCAAUUUUCGAUUCAGCAAUGAGCUUCGGUAUGAUCAGAAGUCAGAAAAUUGACCUGACAAUAUAGGUGCAAUGGAGGUUUCUGAGAAUGGAGAUAUUGCCAACUGGAAAAUUCCUGGAAAGAUGGUGAAAGGAAUGGGUGGGGCAAUGGAUUUAGUGGCUUCUGCAAAAAAUAUCAUUGUAGCUAUGCAGCAUAUCAAUAAAGCAGGGGAAAGUAAAUUAUUGCCAAAAUGCACUUUGCCAUUAACGGGUGUGAAUUGUAUCAGGAAAGUAGUUACAGAAUUAGCCGUACUUGAUAUUUUACCGGAAGGUGGCUUCAGGUUAAUUGAAAGAGCGCCGGGUGUGAGUGUUGACUUUAUUAAACAAUCUACCUCAGGAAAGUUAUUCGCUGAGGCAGAU
Tuber aestivum (summer truffle) is the source of this 1357-nucleotide messenger RNA. Lineage: Eukaryota; Fungi; Ascomycota; Pezizomycetes; Pezizales; Tuberaceae. The record is from the annotation of a GenBank genome assembly.